GACGCGCAACGAGUCGCGGAACACGCCGCGCCACUUUCGCGGUCGUGAAAACAAUCGGGCGAGCGAGUGGCGAGUGCGGUGCAAACAAACAGCUGAUAUCGGUUUUCUGCGGUAUCGUCCCUCGCGUACAUACGGGGAGCACAUGUCCGCCGUUCGACGAUCACGCUACGGGUAAAAUCGGCAUUACUCCGACGUCUCCGACGAUAUUCUCCCGGGCGGGUAGCGGACGCGAAGUCGAGAAAGAGAGAGAGAGAGAGAGAGAAGGGCACGUGGCACGUGGGCACGCCGGCGACAGGACGCUCCGUUCCCCCCGGGUUCGCGUGCGAUGAACAGCGGCCGGCGAUAACCGGCGUAUCCCCCUCAUCGUCCACGUCGUCGCCGUGGUUGUCGUCGUUGUCGUUUACCCGCGAAGAGAAACAUGGCCGAUCGCGAUAGCGCGUCCGAGAGUGAUUCAAGCUCAAUCGACGGCGGGCCGAUCAUGAUGCCGCCGUCGCCGGUCACGCGCGAGCAGCUGCAGAAGCGCAUCGAGUCCCUGCAGCAGCACAACCGCGUGCUCAAGGUCGAGCUCGAGACGUACAAGCUGCGAGUGAAGGCCCUGCAGGAGGAGAACCGCAGCCUGCGUCAGGCAUCUGUCAUCAUUCAAGCUAAAGCCGAGCAGGAAGAGGAAUUCAUAAGCAACACUCUACUGAAGAAGAUUCAGGCUUUGAAGAAGGAGAAAGAAACUCUGGCUCACCACUACGAACAGGAGGAGGAAUGUCUUACUAACGACUUGUCAAGAAAACUGAACCAGCUGCGGCAAGAGAAAUGCAAGCUCGAGCAGACAUUAGAGCAGGAGCAGGAGUGCUUGGUGAAUAAGCUGAUGAGAAAGAUCGAGAAGCUGGAAGCGGAGACGUUGGCCAAGCAGAGCAAUUUGGAGCAGCUGCGACGUGAGAAGGUCGAGUUAGAGAACACUCUGGAGCAGGAACAGGAGGCGUUGGUGAACAAGCUGUGGAAACGAAUGGAUAAGCUCGAGGCCGAGAAAAGGAUACUGCAGAUCAAGUUGGAUCAACCUGUCUCGGACCCUACUUCACCCAGGGAGAUCAACAAUGGCGACACCGCCACGAACCUGAGCACGCACAUUCAGACUCUGAGAAGCGAGGUCGCCAGAUUAAAGCAUACCUUGCUCAUUUCACAGCAAGAACAUACGGAAAAAAUGAAGCGAUACGUUAACGAGGAAAAGCAAAUACGCGAGGAGAAUCUGAGAUUGCAGAGAAAGCUGCAGCUGGAGGUGGAGCGUCGCGAGGCUUUGUGUAGACACCUUUCGGAGUCUGAAUCCAGACAUGAUUUUCGCAGCUUGGAGAUGGAAGAGGAACGGCACUACAACGAAAUCGUGAUGUCUGGGGGAAACAUAAGGACCCGUACGGUAUCCAGUCCUGUGCCCUACAAUCCUUCGCCUAGUUCCUCAAGGCCACUAAGUCCUGGUAUUAACGUGCUAGGUUCGACGUCUAGAGAAGGCUUCAGCACAAACCGAUGCUACGCUUGUGGCCAGCCGAGUGCCCCUCUGUUUGCGAGCUCGUCGCCUCCUGGGGGACAUAUUGUGGCAUCAUCUAGCAGACGCACCUCGGAUCGUUUUGUUAAGCCGGCGAUUCCCCCCACUAUCGUGAGUGCCGGCGGACCGCCGACCAUCGCUCCCAAUCCUACGCCGAAUCCCGUCGCUGCGCCCCAUCCAGGAUCACCGAUGGACAUCGCGAAAACAUAAGUCGCCAAGUUGAAGAGAGGGCUCUCCAUAGAAACCCCUUUUAUAUAAUCGCGCGCAAGGUACUUCUCUAAACGGUGCGUUCCAGCUAAGAGAUAUGCGGGAAACCCGUACUGGGGUUCGAGACACCAUCGUCGGCGCUUUUUCUUCUUGGAUGUUUCCGUUUGUUAACUACUUCAGCUCUAAUGUAUAACACACGGGCUACGGCUAAGAGAAAGAAAGGGAGAUAGAAAGAAAGAAAGAGAGAGGGACGUGAUUAUUUCAAUCUGAAAAUGGGCAGAUAUAGAGUUAAACAACGCAGUCGCGAAAGCGUCUCGCCUCUUGGUCGCGGAGUGAUCCUUUUCGAUACCUCGCUCCUUCGAUGACUCCUCUCUUAUGAUGCCUGAAAUAUCAUUCAGACCGUGCUCUUUGUCGUACUAUGUAAUUAAUAUCGUUUGAGUGUUCUACAUAAGAAAAUGGAAAAAAAAAAACAUUGACAUGUUGCUUCCAUGUUCCAAGUAACCAUAGUAUAAAUAUUGAACGCGAACGCUGAACAGACAUUUAGACCGGUAUUCAUAAUCCAUCUUAAGAUUGUACUUAAGAUGGUCUUAAAUAUAAGAACCGAUUAUGAAUACACGGUCUUACACGUCAUAUUUGCGAUAUUACUGUAAUCUUACUGUGCGUUUAAGAACAUAAACGAAAGUAACUAGGGUGUAGUGUCGCGGUGUUCACACGAUUUAACGGGUAUUGCAUUUGUUUAGCUUUGAGCCUGAGUAAUCACUUAGCGCACGCAGUACUGGUAGAGGCGGAAGCAUAACUCUAGAGGAAAGAUUUUGUUAGUUCCUUCGGAUGGGAGUUGUCUGAUCUGAAAACAUACGAAAUUAGGUAGAGUCAGACUCCGGGGAGAUUUCAGCGAUCGCGGAAACUUCGGUAUCUAAGAAAGUUGGAAUUUGAUAAUUGUAAAUCGCGAGAGAGAAUGUGACAAUUCAAGGCCCUAAAGUUCCAAGGAUUCAACAGUCCAACGAUCUGAGAAUCUAAACUUGCGGAUCUAAAUAGAGUGUACACUCUAAACGCUUAAGUAUAACUAAGUGUCUAUAAGUAUAAUACAAAUAUAUAUACAUUAUAUAUAUAUAUAUAUAUAUAUAUAUAUAUGUCGCAGGGAUUUCGUGUAAUUUUUUUUUUUCCCCAAGUCACUAGAGAAUCCACAAAAAAGAACAAGGAUAUUGUGAAGUGAAGAAAAAUUAUUAAUAUAAAUAUAAAUAAAAAUUUAUAUUUACUUAUAUUUAUAAAUGUAAUUUAUGAUAUAUUUAUAAAUAUAAAUUAAUAAAAAUUUUAACUUAGAUAUCACUGAUAAAGCCCAAGAUUUUGUAAAAUUACUGAAAUCUCGUAAGAUUGUGUAAUUUUUAUUCAUUCCACGUUGUCCCGGUUUUUUGUAAUUCUCUAUUUUUGCAAAAAAAAACGAAUACACAAAAUUCUUGCGACAUAUAGAUACAUAAUACUAAAUAUUUUUGUUUAAUGAUCAAUGUAAACCUACAAAAUUGUAUGUUGUUCACACAAUAUUUUUAGGAUCUUAUUCGUAAAAUUCAUGUAAAAAGCAUCUAAAGAAUUUUCGUGUUUUUAAAUUCGUUAGUCCUUAAGCUCGGAUGUCUCGGGAGUUUUCUGCUCUUAGAAUCUUUGGAUUUUGAAAUCUUGGAUUGCCGUACAUGUAAGAAACACAUCGCCUCAAGAACUUAUGUCCCUUAAUUAUAAAUCCCUUAGUCUUAGAAUAUUUUGCAGAAAAGUUGGAUUAUGGGAAUUUUGAUACACUGGAGCCGGAAAGCCUAUUAAGAUCUCGUAGUAUCGAGCGCUGCGUAUAAGAGACAGAUCUUGCAUUCAAGAGUUUAUUUCCUAAUAAAUUGUUUUUUUUAUACCAACGAUGCACGUUUGCGUUAAUCCGUUAAUCUGUUACGUUACAUCGGAGAGUUUGGCGUCUUUGUUCUACGAGGACGUUCCGGUAAAUUGAACUUCUCAAAUUUCGGAAGCUCGAAAUCUUAUUUCUAAAACUUCAAUAUCUUUAGUUGUAAAAUUUAGAACUUUAACGCCUUCUUUUUUUUUCUUUAAGGCCUCGAGAUAUCUUUCGACGCCUACUUGCGAAGUUUCGAGGAAAUCUCUUCGUUUCAGGCUUACGGAAUCUGGAAGGCUUGGAUCUUGAGAUUUUGAAAAAUUGUAGAGGUCAAUACCGAAGGAUCGUCUGGUUUUUUUUGUUUGAAGAUUUUUUAUGUACGCUGGUUACCAUGAAUUAUGAUGCGAGAAGCGAAGGAAACGUGAGAGAAACGUACGAGAUCGACCGUCGCUUGUUACAAGAUUCAUUUCAAGUCCAUAUCCAUGCGCGGGUGAUUCCCUCGCGCACUUCUUUUUCCUCCGAUCUCGUAAUGCAAGGUGACUGUCGCUACAUGCCCUGAGAACCCUUGUUUAUAACAGGUGUAUUAUACAUUAAACGAUAUGCGAGAAUCAGGUGAAAGCGUUGUUUAUUAUGUUGUAUCGAACGGUGUUUAUACAUAUAAAAUACACGUGUGUGUAUACGUAUCGCUCGAUAUAUAUAUACAUAAGUGGUCGUAUAUGGUAUAGAAUUUUAUGAUAACGUAAAAGAUUCUUAUUGAAUAAUUGUAAUUACGCAGAUAUGCUUCACGGCUAUAUAGUAUGUAUUUUACUCAAGCUUUUAUGAAAUACAGUCACGUUUUUGCUAUUAAA
Temnothorax curvispinosus is the source of this 4444-nucleotide messenger RNA. RefSeq names its product coiled-coil domain-containing protein 6. NCBI's taxonomy places the organism in Eukaryota, Metazoa, Arthropoda, Insecta, Hymenoptera, Formicidae. The record is from RefSeq and is a predicted model, not a curated record. The transcript is spliced from 6 exons. The coding region runs from base 419 to 1738 and encodes 439 amino acids.